Tigriopus californicus is the source of this 2096-nucleotide messenger RNA. RefSeq lists its product as uncharacterized. The record is from RefSeq and is a predicted model, not a curated record. NCBI's taxonomy places the organism in Eukaryota, Metazoa, Arthropoda, Copepoda, Harpacticoida, Harpacticidae.
UGGACAACCACAUUCUCCGGUGUGUUCAGUAUACCAUGUUUGUGCCCACACUCAUCAUCUUGUCAGCAUUGGCAAACCUAACAGCUUCGCAAAUUAAAGGGGUGCCUAUUCGAGAUAUUUUGAAACCCCAAAAUGAUGAAGAAGAAGCCAUAGGGACUUCAAGACCUAAGGAUGGAUACCGGGACUCUAAACUCUUCGAAUCAAAGGAUGACGACAAACGUUUCAAUCGCAAGGACGAAAAUCGAGACUCUAACCAUAAAGAUGAAGAUAGAGAAUUUGAGCGCAAGGAUCAAGAUCGCGACUUCAAUCGGAAGGAGCAACACCGUGAUUUCGAUAACACAACGGAGAGACAGACAAAACGGGGAUCAAAGAGCCAACUGCCAGGUUGCAAGGUGCCCAAGUGGGUUAGCUCAAGGUUUCCAUCCCGAACAGCAACCUUCGUUCGACCCAAUCAAAUUCUAAAUCUGGGUCCUUGCCGUCAAGCCUUUUGUCGCGUGAUUGGCGUGUCAAUGGAAUUGGCUAUUCAGGAGCAUUGCUGCGAGUUUAGGCAUCAUCACUUGAAUGGAUCCACGGCCAUCUUGAAAGUGGGAGAAACCAAAGAGGUUUGGCGAUCGGGUUGUCAGGUGCGGUAUGCCACUUGUCAAGACUACUUGAAUCCUCCUCAUGUGAACACGCGUCUAGUUACGGAGCAGAAGAAUGAUGGGUGUUGCUACAGUCAAGGCAGGUGGAUCAUGCCCGGGGAUCAUGCCUUCAUCCCGGAGAAAUGUUCCAAAUUGAUUUGCAUUCGCCAUGGCGCGAGUGCAAAACUGAUCUUUGAUUCCGUCUACGAUCAGACGGAUUGUUGUGAGUUCCAAGACCGGCUUGUCCAACCAGGAUGGCAAAUCUCAUCUCCCUUUUCUCGAGGGAACAUCACCUGCUACAACGGUAGCUUGGUCGAUAUGAGCAACGUGAAACAAUGCAGUAGAGUGGCUCUCGAUCAGAUUUGUCAGGAACAGAAAUGUGCCCAAGAUUCCGCCCUCAGAGAGUUGUUGAAGGUUCAAAAGCAUUUGUUCUACCAGAACGAGGGGCAUCGCUCUUUCCCAAGAUGGGGACCCGCUCCCAAAUAUGCCUCUGCCAUCACGUUAUUGGUCCCAAACACGGGGUCUGGGAAGUAUAUGGAAAACUUUUUGGACACCUUGAUCCGACCCAUGGAGCAGUUUCCAACCACGACCAUCACUUACAACGAGAAAAAUGCUUGGUAUUUGGACUCGGAGCUUUUGGUGAAAUCUAGGCCCAACAAAGCGAAUAAUGGCUUCGAAUUUGGAUCUCAAGGCGUUAAUGAGUACCAUCAUCGAGAGCGCGUGGAGAAAAUCAGUACUGAACGACAUUUGGACGUGGCCAUAUCGUCGGUUUUAGAUGCUUACCACGCAGAGUCCAGAGAUCAUAGUAUAUUUCAUUACCGAAGCCCUUGGGUGGUCUUGGUCAUUGAUUCCAAGUGGGAUGAGUCAGUAACAUUGCAAAUAUUUGAACGCCUUUCAACCAUUAUCAUCGAUUUGAAUGGAGGAAACUCAUUCUUGAGAGAGAAGUGCGCUAAGGACGCCUUAGGAAACUCGCUUUACUUCACAGCUGACCGAGUUCGUCUCCAUCAAAUCUUGGGAUAUGUCGCCAAAUGGAAUCAAUGCGAAUCACCCCAUAACACGUAUCCCCACGUUUACUCCACCAACGAUCAGAGAAUCCCAGCCCAAAACAAAUUCUCGAUCAUGCCACCUUAUUUCCGUUUCUCUCACAGAAACAAACCCUGCUGGGCCACCUGGUUCCACGUGGAUCAAAACAACUAUGUUGUCAAAAAACGUCUACCUUGCGAACGUCUUCGAAAGAUAACAGAAACUCAGGGGAGACCACGAGUCUUUCAAACCAUCAGGUCCAAAACCAUUUCCGACCCAACUGGUGACCAUGAGGAGACUGUCGAUCCUUUAUUGAAUGACAUGCCUCUGUCUUCCAAUCCCGACGUAAAAGAUUUCCUAGAAGAUUCUAAGGAAAAUACUGAACAAAUGGCCACUGAAACUCCGGAACCAGUGGAGCCAGUUUUGAACCCUGCGGACCUCCAACCCGAAGUG